Messenger RNA from Ficedula albicollis (Collared flycatcher), 1718 nucleotides. RefSeq names its product potassium two pore domain channel subfamily K member 15 (gene KCNK15). Gene Ontology annotation, biological process: stabilization of membrane potential; potassium ion transmembrane transport. The transcript has 3 exons. Gene Ontology annotation, cellular component: membrane. NCBI's taxonomy places the organism in Eukaryota, Metazoa, Chordata, Aves, Passeriformes, Muscicapidae. Gene Ontology annotation, molecular function: potassium ion leak channel activity. The record is from RefSeq and is a predicted model, not a curated record. The coding region runs from base 8 to 1204 and encodes 398 amino acids.
GUUCGCCAUGAAGCGGCAGAACCUGCGCACGGCCGCGCUCAUCCUCUGCAUCUUCUCCUACCUGCUGGUGGGCGCCGCGGUCUUCGAUGCGCUGGAGUCGGAGGCAGAGAGCGGCCGCAAGCGGCUGCUGGAGCAGAAGCGCGGGGAGCUGCGGAGGAAGUACCGCUUCUCCGCCGACGAUUACCGGGAGCUGGAGCGGCUGGGGGUGCAGGCCGAGCCGCACCGCGCCGGCCGCCAGUGGAAGUUCGCCGGCUCCUUCUACUUCGCCAUCACGGUCAUCACCACCAUCGGUUAUGGGCAUGCUGCUCCCGGCACAGACGCUGGCAAAGUCUUCUGCAUGUUCUAUGCCAUCCUGGGCAUCCCCCUGACACUGGUCAUGUUCCAGAGCCUGGGGGAGCGCAUGAACACCGUCGUGAGGCUACUGCUCAAGAAGAUCAAGAAGUGUCUGGGCAUGAGGACAACCCACGUCUCCAUGGAGAACAUGGUCCUGGUGGGCUUUCUGUCCUGCAUGAGCACCCUGUGCAUCGGCGCCGCAGCCUUCUCUUAUUUCGAGGGCUGGACUUUCUUCCAUGCCUAUUACUACUGCUUCAUAACCUUGACCACUAUUGGCUUUGGAGACUUUGUGGCUCUGCAGAAAAACGAGGCUUUGCAGAAGAAGCCCCCGUACGUGGCUUUCAGCUUCAUGUACAUCCUGGUGGGCCUGACGGUGAUUGGCGCCUUCCUAAACCUGGUGGUGCUGCGCUUCCUGACCAUGAACUCGGAGGACGAGCGGCGGGACGCCGAGGAGCGAGCCUCGCUGAGGAGAGCCCGCAACAACAUCCUCCUUAAGCCAAAGGAGGAGAGCCGCAGCAGCAAUGCCAUUUUUCUCCCUGCGGAGGACAGGACGAGCCAGAUGAACCUGAUCCCGCUGGUGCAGGAGGACGCGGAGAGGCAGCGGCGCCAGUCGGCCGCGUCGGCGGCGGCGGUGCCGUCCUUCUGCACCUGCCUGUGCUACAGACCCCAGGUGUGCGGCAGCCCCGCGCCCUCCCACCCCGAGACCCUCAGCUGCCACACCAACCCUGUGUACUACAACUCCAUCUCCUACAAAAUCGACGAGGUGUCCCUGAGCACGCGGGGGCAGACCGGCUCCUCCCCGGGGAGCACUUUGUCUUCCAGCAGCCCUCGCUGCCGGCAGCACCCCCAGCGACGGAGGAAAUCCAUCUAGGAGCGCUCCAGUCUUACUACGCUGAAAAAUUAAGAACAGAGAUGGCAGGUUCUCCUUACUCAUUUCUUCUGUUCCUCUCCCUCCCCCCAGCAGGAGCCUCUAAAUACUGUUGGGAGAUAAUGAUUCCUUUUUUGCAGGCACUGAAUGACACUGUUAGUUUUUCUUUGCCUUUUUCUUCCCAAGUUCAAGCAUUUAGGGCUGGCAAGAGCCCCCCUUGCCCCGAUGUGAAGCCCAGUGAGCUGUAGGUUUGCUCUCCCACCUCCCUGCUCCCCAGAGGGUGCAUUGCUGCCCUCCCACCCUGUUGAGCCUUGGCUGUGGCUACUGCCAGCACAUGUCUCUUGCUCUGUGAGCUGGGCUGCAUUUGCUGAGAGUGUGUGAGCAAGCCUUGCAGGGCUGGGGACCUUUAAGUUGUCCCCUGCCAGCAGGUGCAGGUAAGUCAGUGCCACACAGAGGGUUUGCAGCUGGUGGGUGGGCAGGGAGAGGUGGGCAGGAGGGAAUGGGCUGCAGUCCUGAA